Molecule: messenger RNA, 1147 nt
Organism: Rosa chinensis
Lineage: Eukaryota; Viridiplantae; Streptophyta; Magnoliopsida; Rosales; Rosaceae
Product: melanoma-associated antigen 1
Exons: 6
Coding region: 148-858 (236 amino acids)
Cellular component (GO): nucleus
Source: RefSeq, a predicted model, not a curated record
GACUAAUCAUAACUUUUGAGUGUGCAUCCGACGCCUCACUCACUGGUAAGAGCACAGACUUUCCCGCCAGAAGAUUGAGCAACAUAAAAAGGGGCAUUGUCUAGGGUUUCAAUUCUCAGACGCAAAAAUCCCCAAAUUCACCUAAUCAUGUCAAACCAUGGUGAAGACCUCUCUCAAUUCGAUAUCUCCGUUCAGGAAAAGGACAAGCUCGUAGCGGAAGUAAUCCGCUACGUGCUUUUCAAGACGCACCACAACUCCGGCUGCCCAAUUAGGAGAGAAGAGCUGACUCAGUUGAUCACCAAAAACUACCGCCAGCGAAAUCUUCCGGUGCUAAUUAUCAACGAGGCAAUAAACAAGCUCUCCACCAUUUUCGGGUACGAAAUGAGGGAGCUUCAGAGGGCUCGUCCCUCCUCCAAUAACCAUCAGGGCCGCAAUUCUCAACAAGGUGCGGCAGAGGCGAAAACGUAUGUUAUCAUGAGUAAGCUGCCUGCUGAGGUGUACAAGAAGUAUGUUGAGGAUGUUAAUACGGCUCAUCUUACUGGAUUUACUUUCGUUGUACUGAGUAUUGUGCAUAUUUCAGGUGGUAAAAUCUCCGAAGAGAAUCUGUGGCAACAUUUGAGGCGGAUAGGACUGGAUGAAACUAACGAAAGCCAUCCAGUUCUAGGAAACACGAAACAAGCACUGGAGGCACUUGUCCAGCAAAGGUAUUUGCAGAAGGACAAACAAAGUGGACCUGAAGGCAAUACUUUGUUAUAUGAGCUUGCUGAGAGAGCUUUAGAUUCUCAAGUUACUGCAACCAUGAAAGAUUACAUAUCGCAGAUUGUGAAUAAAGAUGUUGGCUCAGUGGAGGAUGAGUAGUGCCCUGCUGCUAACUGGGAUCUUACUGCAGAUGUCUUCCAUUUUGGUUUUUGUCUGAACUGAAAUAGUGCUGAGCAAGUCCCUGCUUGAUAUGUUAAGCAGGGGCAGGGACUCUUUUUGCUUAAAAACUGGAUGUAUAUAAGUAUGCUAACAUGUGAUGGGAGAGAUAGACACAUGGUUGUAUGCAGCCGCUGGUAGGGAAGAUUAUAGUUGGCCAAAUUGACGAUGUCCAUGUUUCUAAUAUAUUUUAACCCCUAGAACUUCAUCUUCUUAUCAUUUUUCUCGGUGA